UCCCUAGCGCUGCCAGUUUCUUUGACUGGAAUGGGGCUAAUAGAAACUAGCUCUGAGCUUUGAAUUGAAUUUGAAGUUUUUGGAAAAGAUAGACGCAGCUUUUCGCCAAGUUCAAUAGAGAGUGGAGUGAAAUGAAACGCGAUGUCCGGAUACUGCUGUUGGGGGAACCCAAAGUGGGAAAGACCUCUCUCAUCAUGUCUCUGGUCGGAGAGGAGUUUCCUGAGCAGGUUCCUCUCCGGGCGGAGGAGAUCACCAUUCCUGCUGACGUCACGCCUGAGAAAGUGCCCACACAUAUAGUCGACUACUCAGAAAGUGAACAGUCUGAUGAAGUGUUAAGAGAGGAAAUUGUAAAGGCCAAUGUCGUGUGUGUGGUUUAUGAUGUCACCCAAGAGGAAACCAUUGACAUGAUCAGGACUAAAUGGAUUCCUCUGGUCAAUGGAGGCGCUGAGAAAGGAAGCAAGAUUCCCAUCAUCCUCGUGGGCAACAAGUCUGACUUGCGCUCCGGCAGCUCCAUGGAAACCAUCCUGCCAAUCAUGAACCAGUUUUCGGAGAUUGAGACCUGUGUGGAGUGCUCAGCUAAGAAUCUGAAGAAUAUUUCUGAGCUGUUCUAUUACGCCCAGAAGGCCGUUCUACACCCGACUGCUCCGCUCUACGACCCCGAAGACAAACAGCUGAAGCCGCAGUGUGUUCGAGCUCUGAGUCGAAUCUUCAGCAUCUCUGAUCAGGAUAAUGAUCACAUACUCAGUGACGCUGAGCUCAACUGCUUUCAGAAAUUGUGUUUCGGGAAUCCACUGGCUCCUCAGGCUCUGGAGGACGUGAAAACAGUCGUGUGGAAGAACACCAGUGAAGGAGUCCAGGACAACGGACUCACACUCAACGGUUUCCUGUUCUUGAACACUCUCUUUAUCCAGAGGGGACGUCAUGAGACCACCUGGACCAUCCUGCGUAAAUUCGGCUACGAUGACACGCUUGAGUUGACGGAUGACUACCUCUACCCACCACUGCGAGUAUCGGUGGGCUGUACGACGGAGCUGAAUCAUCUGGGUCACCAGUUCCUCCAGAAGCUCUUUGAUAAGUAUGAUGAGGAUAAGGACUCAGCCCUGUCUCCCGCAGAGCUGAAGAAUCUGUUUAGUGUUUUACCCUACAUGCCCUGGGGCUCAGCGGUGUACGGUAGUGUCCCCCUAACGGACGAGAGCUUCAUCUCCCAACACGGAUACUUCUGCCAGUGGAUGUUAUCUGCUUAUCUGGAUGUGCACCGGUGUUUGGAGCAUCUGGGAUACCUCGGGUAUCCGAUUCUAAUGGAGCGAGAGUCCCAGACCUCCGCUGUCACGGUAACAAGAGAGAAGGCAUUAGACCUGGAGAAGAGACAGACACAGCGGACGGUUUUCCUCUGCAAAGUGAUCGGUCCCCGCGGAACGGGAAAGACAGACUUUCUUCGAGCUUUUCUGCAGCGAAGCACUGAGAGAAAUGACUGUGACCCUGGCCUCCCUUCAAUAUACACCAUCAACACCGUCUCAGUAGCCAAUCAAGAGAAGUACCUCAUCCUGGAGGAGGUGGACGUGGAAACAGAGUUUCUAAAAGCAGCAGAUGCGGCGUGUGAUGUGGCGUGUCUCAUGUAUGAUGUCAGCGACCCGGACUCGUUCAACUAUUGUGCUAGUAUAUAUAAGCAGCACUAUAUGGACAGCGGGAUCCCGUGUGUGGUGGUGGGCUCCAAAGCCGAUCUGAUAGAAGUCAAACAGCAUCAUGGGAUGAGCCCGUCUGAGUUUUGCUACAAACACCGGCUGCCUUCGCCCCUCCGUUUCUCCACGCUGCUCACACACACUCACACACACAUUUACAGCAAGCUCACCUGGGCCGCCAUGUACCCGCACCUGAACGGAUCAGACAUGAGCAGCACAUCUUUCUGGCUGCGUGUGACUCUGGGCGCCACGAUAGCGGCCAUGCUGGGCUUCGCUCUGUUCAGAGCCUUCAGCCGACACAAAUGAUGCUCGCGCAUUUCGUACACACAGAUAAACACACACUCCUUCAUUUCCUGCACUCUGUCUCGGCCUUACAGAGUCAUUGUGGCUUAUCAAGGGUGUGAAGCCCUGCUAGUUACAGUGACAGCAACACAAUUAAGCAGUCGAUUGGGUUUUCUUUGUCUUUUUUCUUCAGCUGGACUAAAUUACCACACACACGCUUUUGCUUUCACUACGAAAACUUGCCGGCUUUACCGUAUGACCCCCAAGGACGUUUUCCAACAUGUUUCAAGAGGAGCAACAUUAUAUAACAGGUUAUGUUUCGAAUUGUACAGAGUUUGUAAUGUAUUUAAGAGUUUGGGAAAUCAAUAUAGAUCGAGAAUAUAUAUAUAUAUAUAUAUAUAUUCAAACUCUGAAACAGUGUCGAGGUCAAUUCAGUUUUUCCUCAGCCACUUCAGGAAAUGCACUUCAUUUUUGUUCAUAACUCAUCCUCUCAGAAUAUUUGAGAAGCUGAAGUACGUUCUUUGUUAAAUCGAAGUUAAGCUCUAGUUAAAUGCUACGGAUGAUGUCAUCUGAAAAUCACAAAGCUAAAUGAAGUGCCUCUUCUUAAUUGGCUGAUAUUAAAACUGAAUACAUUUCCAUGUCAUGUUCCUCAGAUGGCUGUUUAUGUGUAUGGACCAUGACUGACAAAUAACUGUUGUUAUUAUUAUUAUUAUUUUAAGAUGCCGAGGCAAAAUUCAUUGAUGCUUUUGGACAUCGCUAAACUGGGCCCAAACUCUUGCUUUGCCUGUAUUGAUUGUAGGGUCGAAUGAUCUCUCGUUUGAAAUUGCAGUAGGGAUGGAUGGUGUUAAUAAGUGUAUUUUAAAUGAUAUUUUAAGAAGAUGAAAUGCUCUGAUGCUUUGGACGUCUUAUAGAUCAGGAUAGACCGUAGAGGAUGACUUGGCUGACUGUAUUUAAUUAUAAUAUUGUGCAAACUGGAUUUAUCUCAGUACUGUUACUGUUUAUUGGGCCAAGUAAAAUUAAAAAAGGGUUUCAUUUUAGCCUAAAAACAUUUACUCAACACUGAAGGACUGUCUAGAAAUUUGCAUGGUCAGAUAUUUCUUCAAAAUGAUAGAACUCACUAUGGAUGUCCCGAUUCAUUGUUUUAAUUUUCAAUUUCAAUAUUUUGUUCAGUAUUAAUGCCCAGUAUUAAAAAUGGUGAGCUCAACUUGUCUUCAGUAUCAAAUGAGAUGUUCGAAUAGAAAUAUUUUGUAAUAAACUAGCGUUUUUUUCUGGUGAUUUUCUGGAAUGGUGUGUUUGAUCACAUGACUCUGAAUCUAAGAGGCUGAUUGGCUGAUUGUCUCUCGUUGAGCUCUUAUGCAUAACCAUUCAGCCAUUUUAUAUAUUUCUGUAACUAAUAGAAAUUAACUUUUUAUGCUUAAAUGUGACAGGCAGAUCUAAUUUCUGUUCCGACGAUACAGCAUCACGUUUCAAGAACACUGCAAAAUACAUUGAGGUGAGUUUGGAAAGUUGACUUGUGUCCAACAUCAAGAAUAAAAGAUAUAAUGUCUAAA
Molecule: messenger RNA, 3511 nt
Organism: Pimephales promelas (fathead minnow)
Lineage: Eukaryota; Metazoa; Chordata; Actinopteri; Cypriniformes; Leuciscidae
Gene: rhot2
Product: ras homolog family member T2
Biological process (GO): mitochondrion organization
Cellular component (GO): mitochondrial outer membrane
Molecular function (GO): GTP binding; calcium ion binding; GTPase activity
Source: RefSeq, a predicted model, not a curated record